Scylla paramamosain (green mud crab) is the source of this 4487-nucleotide messenger RNA. RefSeq lists its product as uncharacterized. The record is from RefSeq and is a predicted model, not a curated record. The coding region runs from base 555 to 1403 and encodes 282 amino acids. Lineage: Eukaryota; Metazoa; Arthropoda; Malacostraca; Decapoda; Portunidae. The transcript is spliced from 5 exons.
UGGCAAGCGGAUGUGCCUGGCUGUGCUCGGUUUCCGUGUUGGAACUCUGUUGUUCGUGCUGAAACUUAGCUGGUCUUCACAAUGGAUACCGAAGUUAUUAAAGUCUUGCUUGAUUCUCAAGAAAAGACUUUCCAUACCGCCAUGGAUUUUGUAGUUGACCAGUUCAAGUCAAGAAUACGGGAGGCAGAGGUAACCAUCCAGGACCUAACUCGAAGCCUGGAGUUUUCUCAGGCCGAAGUCAAGGAUCUACAAAGUGAAGUAAGAGUUCAGGAAAUUCGCAAGUGAAAUUUUGAAGUCACAAAUUAAGGACCUUGAACAAAGACAGAAUUACCAAGAAGAUUAUAACAGACGAAAUAAUUUACGCAUAAGUGGGAUUGAAGAAAAACUUGGUGAAACAUGGGAAGAAACAGCCAUAGCAGUGUCGAAGCUCAUUGAAGAAAAGCUUCAGUUGCCUGCUGUAAAAUUAGAACGCGCUCGCAGAACCGGACGUGUUUCGCCUUCUCGUUCUCGUGUUGUUGUCGAGAUUCGAGAAGUUCAGCGAUCGAGAAGCAGUGAUGCGAAAUGCUAGAAAAUUGAAAGGUUCUGAAAUAUAUAUAGAUGAAGACCUUUGCCCUGCAUCCCAAGAAAUUAGAAAGAGUCAGAUACCUCUCAUGAAGAAGGCCAGAAAAGAAGGCAAGAUUCCUUUCUUCAGACACACCAGGCUAAUCAUAAAAGAUAAGAGUACUAAAUAUCAACUCCAGGGAAGAAGCUCUGGCAGUGAAGGUGUCUCGACCCGUGAAGCAGUGGGUGACGUCACGGGAGCAGUGCACCAGGCGAGUGAAGCAAGUGGUGGUGAAUCAUCGGUUGAUGCUGAAGGUGGAAAUAAUUAUGCCUCGACUCGUGGCGCUGUGGGACACGUCUCGGAAGCAGUGGUCCAGACAAAUGAAGCAAGUGGUGGUGAAUCAUCGGUUGGUGGUGAAGGUGGGAGUACUGGUGGUCCCUACUCUGCUCUCACUGGAUCCUCUGGUGUCGGUGGUGGUAGUGGGUCCUGCCAUGGCCGCCCCACACCCUCGGGUACUGGUGGUGGUGAUGGGCCUCCAGAUGCAGCCCCGACACAGCGACAGCAGCAGACUUCACGUACCAGAAAUCGCAGGAAGUCAAUUCCUCCCAAUGACAAUGACCGCGUAACACUCGUUACACUCCACAAGUGUUCAACAUCCCGGACGGGCCCCCAUAUUCAGGAAAAGAAGAUGAGGUUUAGUAGAGGAGAGGUGGUGUUCUACAGAUUGAAAAUUAGAUCUAAGACCACGAAUGUUGCAGAAGUCAAUGAAGAAAAAGUUGAGGAGGGUCGGUGCCAGAAGAGGAGUCCGACCUGGGGACAUCUGUGGUCCCCUUCCCAGGUGGAGACUCCGAGGCCGGUGUAGGAGUCGCCAUGAUAAUUUUUUAUUUUGAGUGAAGGGUGUGUGUGUAAUUAGGUGCUUGUAGUUUUGUGUUGAGGAAGAGAGUUGUCUUUAGAGGGCAGGCUGUGACUGUCCCCUUGUGUUGUGAGACACAGAGGGAAACGUUCAGUGAGGUCACAGCUGGCUUUAAUGAUAAGUUCACAGCACCCCCUGAUCCAGUGCUGCACACCUCACUGGGAGUAAUUAUCGUUUCGGCAGGCGCCUACUGUCUCCUGUGCCUCCUGUGUCUCAAACCUUCAUACAUCACGUGGGUACACAGGCAGUCUCUAUGCAGUGACUCAAUAUGUCCUGCUGUGAUUAUUUAACCCUUUCACUGUGAUAACCAGCGACUCACAAUAUUAAAAAAAAAAAAUUUAUAGGUAUCGGUAAGAGAGAAGGGGAUACAAAACUAAAUAUUAUACAAUUUGUAUCAAGUGCAAUGUCUGGAGGUGGUGGCUGUACAACGAGAAAAAUGUUCUCAGAGUGAAUGGUGGUUAAGGAAAGAUGUGGUAAAUAACAAUGAAAGGGUUAAGUGGUACGGAAGGUACAGUGGGGGAGCUGAGACAAACACCUGGGCCAGCAGCGGGGCGGUGGUGUGGUCUCUGCAUACGGUGACAGGUGUCGCUAGGUGGCUGGGGCGAGCCGAACGCUUUGCCGCUUCUAUGCAAGCCUGGAAAUGUAGUUUUUAGAUGAUCCUUUUGUAGAUGUGACAGUAAAACAGAACACCAUAUACGAGUUUUUGUUUGAUGACGUUUCGUGUUAGCUGGUGGAGCAGGGUUGGCCUAAUCCCUAAUUGUUGGGUAGAGAAAUAAAUGUCUUACCAGCUGAUUUACUGCUAAACCACUGAAGGAUUACUGUUAGCCCAACAUGCUGCUGAUAGACUGGUAAGUCUUCAGGCAGGACAGGGCUUACAUGGUAGAGGCAAAGUGUGCAGCUCACCCCAGCGACACAUCGACACUGGUGAAGCUCUGAACCCGUCAGUGUUGCCAUGCGCAGAGACCACACCACCACCUCGGUGGUGGCCCAGGUGUUAAUGUUUGAUAAGUCCUCUACUGUACAUGUUUGCCUGGUGCUUUUAGUGAUGUAUGAGUGGUUGUAAUGAGACUGUUUGCAUUAUGUUUUAAGUUGUAUGGUUAAGGUUAGAGAAGAGGGAGGAACUGUGAGGGAGUGAAAAAGGUUAGGAAGUGUGGGUAGGAGAAGAGAGAGAGAGGCAGUGCAUUGUGGGGGAGGAAAAGAAGGAAGGAGUGAAGAGGGCAUGGGAGGGAGGGUGUAGGGAGACAGUUGGUUGGAGUAGGGAGGAAGAGUGAGAACGGGAAGGAAGAAAGUGAUGGUAGAAAUAAAGUGAUAUAAAUAACAUUACCGUCCAUUCUCUCUCCUCAAACCAAUUGACCUAACAACCCAUUGCAAAACUAUUCUUGCAGUGCUAAGACCCAGACCUGCAUGGGGCCCUGUGUGGCUCAAACUAUGAAGGGAAUUAAAGGUAACUUGGCAAUAGUGCUGACGUCACACUAGUCAGCUCUCAGGCAGGAGUGGGUGUGCUGUGUGUUGUGGAAGUGUGAAGACGUGUGUGCUGUGCUGCCUCGCGUGUACUGCUGUGUGUUGUUCUAUGUGGGUGUAGUGUGUGUGUGUGUGACUCUGGAAACACUGGCCAUGCGCUGGAGUACAGAAGACGUGGGUAGUGUUGUGUUGUGUUAGCUAAGGCGGGAACACAGUAGGAGUCAAGAAACAGCCUGUGGGAGUGUUUACUUCCGUGCAUCGACCAGGAGGAGUUAAAAUCCCCGAACUUCCUGGAUGUUCACAGUAUUCCUUCAGUUCACAGUGCGGAAAAAUGCAACUUGAAGCCCACCACCUGAAUGCCGCUGAACGCCCUGACCAGAGCAGCAGUUGUGUGAAGUACUGCCGCCCCGCCGCCGCUGUCUGGGAGUGUGCUGCCUUUUGGGUCAAAAGGAGAUAAUUGGUGGGCUGUGCGUGGUGAGUGCCACAUUGUCUGUGAGGGACCCCCAGAGCCACACAGCACCAGCUGCAACAGCUACAGCAGCAGCAGCAGCAGCAGCAGCAGGAGGAAAUGGCAUCCACCUUCUACCUCACCCAGUGUCACCGGGGCCUCCUCCUCCUCCAGCAGCUGGCCAGGGUGCAGGGACAGGAUGAGCAAGCAGGUAGUGACAGAGAGGGUGGCCAGCUUGUCCCUGCCUCCUGCCACCCAGCCACAGCACUGGCAGUUGCUGCAGUGAGACUGCCCAGGCACAAGUUUGUGCACGUGUCCAGGACGUGAAGGUGAUGGGAACGUGUCCUGUAGGAAGGAGCAGAGCUGUAACAGUACCCGAGUCUGCUGCUGUGCUGGGAGGAGGAGAAAAACAUCAGCAGUACUUAGUAGUGGCAGUAGUAGUAUUCAGCAGUGCUGCUGCUGCUGCUGCUGCUGCUGCUGCUGCUGCUGCUGUCAGUGGUGCAGCUGUUCACUCCUCCACAGCUGCUGCCUUCCCUCAACAUACUGUGUCUUCCCUCACCUACAAUGAACAACUAUGAACAAUACCUCUCGUGCAAUCAGGCAGCGCUCAGCUGUACUCACCGAUAGACUGACCACUAAGAAUUACCUGUGGGCCACAUGACAAGGCCCACGCCAGCCAGGCUUGGUUGCCAGUCAAUAACAACAACAACAACAACAACAACAACAACAACAUCUCGUGCAAUGAAGAACACUGAAUAACAACAACACCUCUCCCCUGCAUCAUCAACAAUCAACAACAUCUGCUUUGUUUCACUCAUGCUGCCCCCCCCCCCCCUCUCUCUCUCUCUCUCUCUCUCUCUCUCUCUCUCUCUCUCUCUCUCUCUCUCUCUCUCUCUCUCUCUCUCACCUCACCUCACCUCAGGCCACAGCGCCACAGUAUGUCCCCCCACAGUAUGUUUACAAACCCAGUGACUCCCCACAGCCCCUCACCAAUAAGUGAGCCCCUCACAAACACACACACACACACACACACACACACACACACACACACACAGCAUAACAUACACAAACGCUGCAUCUUGUACAAUGGCCAUAAUAAAGAAUGGACACACAAAAUGGACAAA